GGAAAGAAGAAGUCGGUUGGGCAGCUGCAGGAAGGGGGGACUUUGUUCCCAGGUGAGAGCCACAGUCUCUGCUGCUGACCAGUUAGUCUUUCCCAGACUCCUGUGCAAUACAAGGCAUCAUCGUAACAAAUCAAAGCAAACAAAUGAGUGGAAGGCGCAUGUGUUGUUUUCCUUGUCUGAAGUGUGCCGCUCUUCACCCACUUAAAGCAGCCUCGCUUGGGAACUCCAGAAAUGGAAGAGCCGGGAUGCAGCGGAAGAUCAGAGGCAGAUAUAAAAACCGAGGCUGCGUCUGCUGGGCUCUUUGCUUACAAACACAAGGAGGAGGUGCAGGAGCACCUGCGGAGCCCGGCCCAGCAGGACCCCCACUACGCCACGCGCCCCCUGAAACCUGGAGAUGCCAACCAGAUCCAGGCGCCGCCGGAGCACGAAGGGCAGCAGCAACUUCUGACGGAGCCUCUGAGGGAGGGCGCCUCGGAUUACCUCCCAGAUGACUUUAUGGGAGCCACAAUGAACCCUGAACUUGCAGAUUAUUACUUCCUUGCUGGGCAGCCAUCUCCACCUCUCAGUUACACCGGCAGUUUCUUCAUCAAGACAGAACAAUGCCAGGAUCAAGAGUCUCUCUUCAACCUGAUGUCCGGGAUCCUUGGCCUUUCUCCGUUCUCUGCUUCAGAAGGCCACCAGAGGCCACUGGAUGCCAUCCACAGUGUCCCAGAAGCCUUGCAGAAUCACCUGGACCUAUAUUCCACUUGCCAGCCUGAACUGAACAUCUCUGUGCAGCCGUCUUUAACUGAGCAAGGGUACUCCACCUUCUCCAGUCCUGAUGGUAUCCAGCAAGUCCAAACACCCCCCGAUGUCGGGGGACCCUCCCAAUGUCUGUUUCAUGAAAAACUGUUGGACAGUAAGCAGGACCUCAAGUUGUCCUCCAUCUCCCCAUCUCUGGAGAAGUUCAAAGCUCCCUGCUCCCACUGGGAGCCUCUCGGCCAAUCUCAGACUUAUUUGCCAGCGGAAUAUCCUUCCCCAGAAACAUUUCACCCCAUAGAAACAAGCCAGGCCAUGUUCUCCCACCUGGGAUCAAAAACCGAGAAUGUGCUGGCGGUCAGCUGCCAGUCGGGACUCAACAGCCUCUCAGAACACUCAGGGUCCUUUGGACACAAUCUAGAUUUCAGUUGCCAGCCAGAAACAUUCCCCACCCACGGCCAAAUCCCCAGUGACUUUGCAGAGACAAAGAUCCCCAGUCUCCCCGCUCAGCUCAUCCAAGAAUUUGAAUCUUCCUUACCUCAGCCAGAGGUCAUGCCGAGUUUGAUGAACCCCCAUGAGCCGAGGGUACACACUGACCACUCCACAUCCUCGGUCUCCAUGACGGACUUCCUCGCCCAUUCCUCCAGUUCCUCGGGCAAUGCUUUAGUACCCAGCAGCACCCCUAGUGUCCUGGCACAGCCAAAGAAGAAACCCCGGAGAGGGAAAUGUUCCUCCAAGUGCUUCUGCCCCAAACCCCACGAGAAAGCAUUUGCUUGCCCAGUAGAGAACUGCAUCCGGAGCUUUGCUAGGUCUGACGAGCUUAACCGGCACCUCCGGAUCCACACCGGCCACAAACCAUUCCAGUGCCGCAUCUGCCUCAGGAACUUCAGCCGCAGCGACCACCUGACCACGCACAUCAGGACUCACACAGGGGAGAAGCCCUUCUCCUGUGACGACUGUGGCCGCAGGUUUGCCCGGAGUGACGAGAAGAAGAGGCACAGCAAAGUCCACUUGAAGCAGAAAGCCAGAGCAGAGGAGAAGCUCAAGGGGCUGGGCUUCUACACAGUGGGGCUGUCGUUUGGGACACUCUGAGGCCUACUUUUGGCAAUGCAGCCACGGCUUCAUUUUCUGGGAGGAAAGGGCUAGGAUACUCAGGUUAGAGGAGCCAUUUCCAAGUGGCUCUGUGGUUGUUGCAGCAGAGGGGCAAAGACAUGGAGGGGUUGUGGAGGGGUCAAUGGUUGCCUUCCCUAUUGAUUCCCUUUGCUAAGGCGAGCAGAGAAGAAGGCAUUUUCACAGGGGGAUGAAUUAAUGGAAGGAAAGCAAGGAAACUGGGGAAGGGGUCUGGCAGGAUCUGGAAAGAAUUUAAAGUCAUUCCAUAUCCAUAUAUGGUGGCCCUUGGGUUAAGGAGUACCAGGCCAGCUUCUGACCCAAGGCAGACUUUAUCUGUAUUUCAGCACCAUAGUUUGUGGUCAGUUCCCAGGGGGUGCUUUUCUGCCUUUCAGCACCCUGUGAGUGGCGGACAGAUCCCAAUCAAGGCACGAGACUGAUCAAGGGAUGCUAGUAUUUUCUUUCCUGAAACUGCUUUUGUAUUUAGCUUUGGUUAAAAAGAAGGGGGGGCUACCUAUAUUUUAUACAAUGAGUCAACUUUGCAAAGACAAAAAAUGUUCAUGAAUUGAAUCCACUUGCUGUCUCGUAAUGCACUUUAAUGGACCUGGGGCAGGGGUGGGUAUUUUUUUUAAGGAUAAGAAUGAAAUUUCUCAUGGUGGAGCCACAGGGGGAAAGGGAGAAAAUGUGAGGUGUAUAAAAUCAGCAGAAUUCAUUGCUUUGUAAAUGAUACAAAUUGUUGCUCUAGAGUUGACAAACUUUGCUUAAUGAACAUUUUGCAUAUAAUUGUGAUUGGAGGAUUUUGUUUGUUAUGUAAAUAUUUCUCGCUCUCUCUUUGUAAAAGCAGAAUGUAUCAAGAUUCUUAGAAAGCUGUGUUUAUUUUUACAAUAAACAUGUUUAUCAUUCUAGACAAAA
Molecule: messenger RNA, 2757 nt
Organism: Hemicordylus capensis (graceful crag lizard)
Lineage: Eukaryota; Metazoa; Chordata; Lepidosauria; Squamata; Cordylidae
Gene: EGR4
Product: early growth response 4
Exons: 5
Coding region: 232-1830 (532 amino acids)
Biological process (GO): regulation of transcription by RNA polymerase II
Molecular function (GO): RNA polymerase II cis-regulatory region sequence-specific DNA binding; DNA-binding transcription factor activity, RNA polymerase II-specific
Source: RefSeq, a predicted model, not a curated record